Pogona vitticeps (central bearded dragon) is the source of this 6350-nucleotide messenger RNA. The record is from RefSeq and is a predicted model, not a curated record. Lineage: Eukaryota; Metazoa; Chordata; Lepidosauria; Squamata; Agamidae.
CCCCCUUCCCCACUCAUACUCCACCUCCUUCUUAACAUCAUCAGUACCAGGAACAGCAGCCGGGAGCCUUGCUCGAAGACGGAGCCUGGUAGCACUGACUGCAAUUUAACAAGCUGGCUUUGUAAACCACUUCAGCCCCUACCAAGGAUGAGAUGCGGGAGCCGCUCCACUGCUGUCAUCGUUUUCUGGAAGAUGGGCAGGUAGAAAAGGAGGCAGAGAAAGAGAGGAGAACACAGUGCACUGCAGAUGAACCAAAGAAGACCCAGGGGAUGACCUGAAAACAUCAUGUCGGAGGUCCAAGGAACUGUUGACUUUUCUGUGGAACUUCACAAAUUCCAUAAUGUGGACCUCUUUCAGAGAGGGUAUUACUUGGUGCGUGCGAGUCUGAAAGUCCCACCUAGGAUGCCACAUCGGUUGUUGGCAACAGUUGUGGAACAAACAGGUGAUUCAGUCCUUUGCUCAGCCUCUGUCCAUGAGAACAGCGUCUACAGCAGAGUGUUUCAGAUCUUGUACAGGAAUGAAGAGAUUCUCAUGAAUGAGUCUAUGAACUUCAGGGUCCACCUCCUUCUGGAUGGUGAAAGGGUAGAAGAGGCAUUAAGUGAAGCCGAUUUCCAGCUCAAGUUGGACCUGCAGUUUACAGACAGUGAAUCGCACUUCACUCGUCCAGGGAAAGGCUCGUGGCUUGGAAAAAGCAGCAUGGAAAUGGGUCCAGACCUGACUGGGAUGUCGCUGGAAAAUUUGGUGUUUGGAGCUGGCUACUGCAAACCUGCCGCAUCAGAGGGCAGCUUCUAUGUCCCAUCAGAAAAUUGCAUGCAGCAUGCCCACAGGUGGCAUAAAGACCUUUGCCUCCUGCUCUUGAGCGCGUGCAGAGGACUCCAUAUGCACUAUGCCGUCAUCAGGAAGGAGGUGCCCAGCCUGCCACAGCUAAAGUUAGUCAUAAAGAAAUUUGCAAAUGUUCAUAAGCCACUGUCAAAAAUGAACCAAAGCCCCCACAAUCAUCAGCACCCGCCAUAUUCAAUAGCUAUGGAUAAUCUCGGCAUGAAGGUAAGAAGAUUCUCUGAGGCUUUCUUUUAUGCUGAGCAUCAAAAGCUUGCUGUGUUGACUUUCCAGGACAGCCUUAUCCAGCAUCAUAGCCAGGUUUCGUCAGAAAUCCGGAGCUCUGAGUACCUCACCAGCAUGCCACCUCUGCCUGUAGAGUGCCUGGACAUCGAUGGAGACUGCAGCACGUUGCCCGUUAUUUUUGAAGACAGAUAUGUAAAUUCCCUCUGCAAAGUCCAGGGCUUAGACGUUUUGUCAAAUUUUGUGGUUUCUCCUGUGGAUAAUUCGCAAGUGGACUUAGAGAAAAAAGACUACCCUCCCACAGAAGAUGACAACGCUUUAGCAAAGGGAGAUCAUGGGAUGAAAGCCCCAUUCGUCAUCCACACAGAUAGAAUAAAUGGGAAAUCGUUAUGUAGUUGUAGCCAUCCAGAAGGAGAUUCUUGUACAGUUGAGCAUUUCAAGGAUCCCUCCACAACUCAGGUAUAUGCAACAAGUGGAAGUGUCCAGUCCCAUGAGAAUCAGUCACAGCUCGGUAGCAGGCCAACAGCCCUCCUGAAAGACCCUUCAGAAAGACUGACAAUGCCAGUGGAGUUUUCAGAAGACCAUAAUAAGUUCACAGGAGAGGUGGAACCUUUGGACGUGAAGCCAACGUGUAACGGUGCCCACCAAAGAGAAUCAAUGGCAUUUAUGACUCCCCAGUUUGACAGUGACACACGUGGACAUCCAAACCCUGCGGACAGGACUGAACCAAAUCAAGAAGCUCAAAGGGAUCCUUUGGGGUCUCUUCUCAUGACUGACACAAAUGGAGAACCCGGUUAUGAGAAGCCAGAGAAUGAGGGUGGGGAGUCUUUGAGGGCAUCUGAUAUUGGCUCAGUGAGCCAAGCGAAAGAAAUGGAAGGGGCCAAGCCUUUUUUGAAAGAGCAAAGACCACAGGAGCCUGAAGAGUUUAGCUAUACGUCAGGCGUCAUUAAAAGAUCUUCCUCGCUAAUCUCAGACUCGGGCAUUGAAAGUGAGCCCAGCUCAGUCGCUUGGUCUGAGGGAAGGAGCAAGGCCUUGGAGUUGCCCAGCGACCGAGAGAUCCUUCACCAGCUGGUCCGGAGAUGCACAAUUCACCGGAACUCUCUGGAAGGUGGGCACACGGAAAGUAACACGAGUUUGCCCAGUGGCAUCCAAGCUUCACUCACGUCAAUUAGCUCUUUGCCGUAUGAAGAGGAAGAGCGGGAAGUGGAACCCAACAAACUGACCAAAUCUAUCUCGGCUCCCCAGAUCAGCAGCCCCGAGGAGGCGGUGGAGGACAUGGAUAUAACCCAAAAUGCCAGUACCAUGUCAGACGUUGCAGAAGGGAGAGACACGGAGGUAGAGUAUCCCAGCAUAGCUUUAAUGGGAAAUGUUUCCAAGUGCCACCCUGUCAGAGGAGAUGAAGGACCACAGCUAUUCACCAUGGCCGUGAAGCAUCCCGAAUUCAUCUUUGAACAAAAUGGUGACAUGUCUGACUGUCCAACAGCUGUUGAAGGCUCUUCGGAGAUGGACUACAGAUUGAAAACGGAAAAAGAGCCUGCACUGUUAAAGCCAAAAGGAAAUCUAAAUGGGACAGCUGUAUACCAGUUACCAAACAGACCACAGGAGGUUGACUUGGGAAGGGCAAGUGACCACCUAGGUUCAAAUGUUGCUCAUCUUAAUGCGUAUGCCGAAGAGGCAGAUUUGCACAGAGGCCACUGCCUGUCCUCUACGGACUUUGAGGCUUUCUCGCGCUGCGAGGCACAAGGGCCUGACUUUUGCCCCACCAUUGCAGCAUCAUCAGAGGAGCCCUUAGGUUCUGUUUCGAUAGAGGAACGGGGUGAUAGCUCUCGCGCCAAUGGCAAAAUAACAUCCUGCAGGGUAGCAGUUUCUGACUUGCAAGAGAUUGAGCUGGACAACAUAGGCACAUGCAGAUCCUCCAGUGGCGAGCUGGAAAGCCAAGAGCUCCGUAUCGUCUCAAGCAACACAGGAUUCCAUUCCGUCGUGCCCGACGCGUUGGUGCUUGAGAGCAAAAAGGUCAUCGAGGCUGUCAACUUGUCCGUUUCCUGUACAGCCACCUGUCUUCCUUUCUCUUCAGUCCUCAAAGAGUCUCCGCCAACGGGUGGCUUCUCCUCCAAGCAAGUCACUUCUCCUAUCACUCACCAGCCCGUGGGCUCCUUUGGGGUCAUCUCCUGUGAGUCCAGUGACGUGGACGAAGAGGCCAAUGAAAGAAUGCUUAGUUUUUAUCAGGCCAAGGAAAAAUUUAAAAAGGAACUGAAGACUGAAGGAUUUCUGUACAGUGACUUAUCUGUACUAGCUUCUGAUAUCCCAUAUUUUCCACCAGAGGAAGAGGAAGAAGAUUUGGAAGAUGGGAUUCACCUUGUGGUCUGCGUCCAUGGGCUGGAUGGUAACAGUGCAGAUCUUCGACUGGUGAAAACUUUCAUCGAACUGGGUCUCCCUGGAGGAAAACUUGACUUUUUGAUGUCAGAAAGGAACCAGACGGAUACCUUCGCCGACUUUGAUACCAUGACGGACCGGUUGCUUGAUGAGAUCAUUCAGCACAUUCAGUUGUACAACUUGUCAAUAUCGCGGAUCAGUUUUAUUGGCCACUCCCUUGGAAAUGUCAUCAUCCGAUCUGUGUUGACUCGACCAAGGUUUCGCUAUUACCUCAAUAAGCUACACACCUUCCUGUCCCUCUCUGGACCUCACCUAGGAACUCUGUACAACAACAGUACUUUAGUUAGUACCGGCUUGUGGCUCAUGCAGAAGCUCAAAAAAUCUGGAUCACUUUUGCAACUGACCUUCAGAGACAAUGCAGAUCUGCGGAAGUGUUUCCUCUACCAGCUCAGCCAAAAAACAGGUCUUCAGUAUUUCAAAAACGUCGUUCUGGUAGCCUCUCCCCAAGAUCGCUAUGUACCGUUUCAUUCUGCGAGAAUAGAAAUGUGCAAAUCUGCUCUGAAAGACAGACAUACAGGUCCAGUGUAUGCUGAGAUGAUCAACAAUCUUCUCCAGCCGGUAGUUGGGGCCAAAGAUUGCACUUUGAUCCGCCACGAUGUGUUCCACGCUUUACCAAACACGGCCAACACACUGAUCGGGCGGGCAGCGCACAUAGCCGUAUUGGAUUCUGAACUGUUCCUGGAGAAAUUUUUCCUUGUGGCUGGACUCAACUAUUUCAAAUAGGACCAUAGGCCUUAUGGUAACAAAGAACACCCUCCAUACAAUGGGCGUAGGGUUUCAGGGCCAAGAGUGUGCAAUUUUUGGGGAAUCAAUGGAGUAUGCCAAUGGCAAGGCGGAACCCACAUGCCCGAGGGAAGUAUCAAGUGCUUUGUUUAUAAGGCAUCUAAAGGGCCAAAUAUUGGUGCUUCUGGAAAGAUGGAAACAUCUACAUGUUAAGUUCCUUUGUCUAUGUCUGUCUGUUCAACUGUCUUUUAAAAUAGGUCUAGAAAUACAGUGGGUGAGAUUAUGGAUCUGUCUCUGUCUAUCUACGUAGCCAGAGUAGCACUGCUUUCUUCCCUCUGUCACUGUCACUAGGUAUAAGUUGCCUUAGUUGAUUUACGGAUUUAUGUAACAAGCAUUUCAUUCUGUUCUAUAGAUGAGUUGUCGUUGUGGUUCACCUAAGCAGAAAGAAGCAAAUAUGAAACUCAGGUUAAUUCUCUUUGCAUGUGAAUCAAAAAAUAGGGGCAAGACAGGAGAUGUAUUCAGAAUUUGUGGAGGGGAAGGGUUGCAUUUGUGAUGGGUGAUAUAAGCAAAGAUGGUUUUGAGAGCAUGAAGGUCCACAAUGGCAGUGGUGGACAUGUGGUCAGGCUUGGAAUUGAAAAAGGACUAGAAGGCUCUGGCCAACAAUGAUUCCACCCACUGGCUCCCUCUGGACCGAUCAAGAGGGAGGCAAUGGCCCUCUUCAAUAGCCUCUUCUUAGUAUCAACAGCUGGAGAGAUUACAAUUCAGACACUCAAAAGGCAACAAAUGGGCUCUCAGUCCUCCCUUCAAUGUGAAGAAGAGCAUCAGUGUUCUUCUUGGAUGAACUUCAUGUGUUGACCUGAUGCGCUGAAGGGUGAACAGUGCCGUUGUCCCUGUUCAUGCAGGAAAACCUGCAAAUGAAAAAAACCUUCUACCGCCAACCUGGUGACAUGAUGGGAGGCUCACCAAAGGAGCCGUCCCUCUUACUUGGAGAAAAGACUAAAAUUCCCAAGAGCCAGCGUUUGCUGCUGUGCCUGCAUUUACCUGUGGAUACAGGAGGAGGGUUGCCGGGAAGAAAGUGCUUGGGAUUGGGGCAGAAGGCACUGCAUGUUGGAUGAGAGCAGAAGAGUAUUUUUCUGGGUUCAUGGAUUUGAUCUGAAAGCAGCCACUCUCAGAAAGGAUUAAUAGAUGCAUUUCCUAUAAGACCCUACAACAUGGUGGCAGAAUCCAACCCCAUGUUAUUCUAUCCAUACUUGGACAGCUACAGCUCAUGCUUUCAGGCUGCUCCCUUCUCCUAAUUCACGUGAGUCAAAAUUUCAAGGUGGCCCUCCCAGGCUUGUAAACUCAGAGCACAGAUGAUGAUUGCUUUCAUUUUCAGAAAGCAGGGGCUUUCGUUUCCUAUCUAACAUCAUCAGUAAGAGAACCGGCAGAGAAUAUGCUUUGCAUGUAGAUGUUCCCACAAUCAGCUCGUUAUACCUUCAAUUCAAUGAAUAAUCAAACACAGGGGUGCAUAUCCCUGGGGACUGCAUGCAGGGCCUCCGAGACUGAAGAAGUACACCCCUUACAGUUACCUUGGCCUUUCCCCACAAUGCCCAGGUGCCAUCUCUGCUGACUUCCCAUUCAUGUCAUGGCUCUUUUCCCACCCCUGUUAAAAAUGAAAGGAAAACAAUUGGUUACACUAAGCAGAGGCUCUCUGCUUCCAUCUAGGGAAGGAAGCGGGUCACUAGGAUAUCUGGGUGCAUCUGCUUAUGUUCCUUUACCGCUAUCACCUGUGACCAACCGGGCAUGGGGAGAUCAUGCAUGUAACAGGGGACGGGAGACAUCUGUGCCUGAGAUCCUGCAGCGUUGCUGCUAGUAGGGCUGACAUGGAGAUAAAUCAUGACCUAGGAAAGAAAAGCCUUGGAUGCUGCUGAUCCACCCAACAGGUUUGUAGCACCUGGGGCAGGUAUGAUGCCAGGAUGCCAUGUUGCUUACUCAUUCAUGGAUGUACAAAGCUGGAGGGCACAGGUGAGCAUUAAAGCAUGCACAGGAUUCCUCUUCGCAGUCACUCCUAGUUGAGGCUCAACAUCACUAAGUCCCAACUUUAGACAUGGCAAUUCUAGACAAUGAUGUUGGCCUGUCUCUUGAUUAACCAUUCU